AUGAUGGCCCUGAAGAUUUUCCGCUGCCCAAGCUGUGACAUGGGCUUCCGCUCCAAGCACCUGCUGGACAAGCAUGUGGAGAAGUUCUGCAUUGGCCGUCAGGCAGCAGGCGACUCCUUUGCUCUCAAUGCCAGACACAGGGAGCAGCCGGGCCUGCAGGGGAAGAAGAUGCCCAGGAACACAGACCCUCCAGACCACACGCAGCGGCAGCUGGGCGACCCGUGGGUGAGGAGAGUCCGUCUGGGACAGCAGCCGCAGGACUUCCUGAGCGACCGCGAGAGGAACCUUCUCGGAGGCUAUGAGCUUAAAGGGAGCCCCUCAGACAGCCGGGCCUUGAGGAAGCUGACUGAGGAGGAGGAUGCCAGCCGUCGGAUUUCCCACCGGCAGGGGUACAGGGAGCGGCUGCAGGAGAUAGCAAAGGCGCACGAGCACCAGAUGGCUGAUAUCCAGGCCAGGAACCAGCAUCUGGAGCAGCAGGGAGAGGAAAUCCGCAGGCGCCUGUCGGAGCUGGCCCUCAGCAACUCUUCCAGCACGCACGUCGAGCAGCUGCUGCUGGAGCUGAAGGCCCAGGAGGGGAAGAACCAGCUGGCGCUGGAUGCUCUGAGACACCAGAUUGGGCUCAUGCAGGCUGCAGACACGAGAAGCAGGUUGGAGCCAGACAGCCGUACCAACGCAGCCGGGGCUGCGGAGAAGGUGGGCGGGAAGGUCUCCAUCAGUCUCAUCCCAUUCCCUCCGGCUGCCGGGCCCCUCUCCUCGGAAAUCAGAGCCCUGCACCUGGCCUACCUGCAGGGCGGGGGGAGCGACCCUGCCGUUCUGGCGCAGAUGUACGACCUGCAGGUGGAGGCCAUGGCGCUGGAGAGGGCGGCUGGGAGGCAGGAACACAAGGAGCGGAAGAAAAAACACCAGGCUGCUGGCGUGGGCCCCCGGGGCCUGGACGCAGAGCUGCUGGCUGUGGAGCUGGAGAAUCAGCGGCUGGAGGACGAGCUCUUUAAGCUGAAGAUGCAGAGGGAUGAGAGGAGGGUGGAUGACGGCGCUCUGGACAAGGGGCUGGCGGAGCAGCAGCGGGCGCACGCAAUGGAGAUGGCUCAGCUGCACGCCGAGGUCGGGAUGCUGAGACGUGAGGCAGAGAGGGUGCAGCCACGACGGGCUGGGAGGAGGUCGCCACCCAUGCUCCCACCGCCAGUGGCCCCACCCCUGCCACCUCCCCCGCCCCUGCCUCUGCCAGGCCUGCGUGAGCUCCCCUUCAUGGACCGAAUGGGACCUCAGACCCAUCUCAGCAGAUACUUGCUGGACCCUCCCGACGCUCUGGGACCUGCUCCGUAUGACCCAGCGGCCGGCUUUGUGAUAUUCUACGACUUCCUGCUGGGCUUGGACCCUACCUUCUUCCAGGUUUGCCUGGUGGCUGGGCUUUACCGUAAUGGGCAGGAGAUGGGCAAGCCAACCCCUCUCCCUGUCGCUUACUGCCAAAUGGGCCAGUCCCCACCGUAUGUAGUAGAUGGGCAGAGAGGCAACAGUGCAGUCCUAUCGGCUAAGCAGCCGGUCCCAAGAGUCCGGCCCUCAACGUCCAUCGCUCUGGUGAUAGAGCUGCAGGCCUCUGGGGGCUUUGACGCCUACGGGCAGGAGAUCCAGCGCCUGGCCUCCCGGGGAUGGGCCAAAAUCAACCUUUUUGACCAGCUCCAUCAGCUGAUCAGCGGGCGAUGGAAGAUUCUGGUCCGGUUGUUUCCGAUGCAGCCGGGCCUCACAACGGAACAGCUGAAUGGGAUCCCUCAGGCUGGCAAGACGGAGCUUUACCUUCGGGUGGUGAAUGCGAGAGACGCCGACAUGCAGUCGAUGGCCGAGAUCGACCCUGGCAACGCCGCCAUGUACCAAUACCCUCCCACGGUGUCCAGUCGCACAGCGCCCCCUGCAGGCAGCCUUCCAACCCAACGCCCUUUCCACCCUGCCCCCACCAGCCUGUACCUUUCUGCUCCCCCUUACACUGGCUUUGUUGACCCGCCUCCUAUUCAGGAGCAGCCUGUCCAGCACAAAACUAGUCAAAGGUGA
Molecule: messenger RNA, 2043 nt
Organism: Emys orbicularis (European pond turtle)
Lineage: Eukaryota; Metazoa; Chordata; Testudines; Emydidae
Gene: CCDC17
Product: coiled-coil domain containing 17
Exons: 13
Coding region: 1-2043 (680 amino acids)
Source: RefSeq, a predicted model, not a curated record